GCUAUGAAGCUUGCUUUAUAUCAAGUAGGAAUUCAUGUUAAAUUAUAAUUCCGAAUAAUAUUAAUAUUUAGUGACAUAUUGGUAGCUCACACGAUAUGAUUUUUCUUCUAUGCCGGCAGUUGUGUUAUACGAAUAUCGAGUUGCCGAACUCCUUGCUAUUUUUAGCAGACAUACGCAUGUGCUGGUUGUUUCGCUAGGCAUAGAUACAAUUUGAAUAUAAUGAAAAACAAUUAUACACUCUAUGUAUAUUGCUGGUUAAAAUACGUGUGGAUAUAUAUAUGAGAAAACCAGCUGAUUAAAUUCGACUCAACAAAAAAUCUUCACUUUAUAAAGACGUUAAGUAAAUUUAUUGAACGUGUCUGUAUUUAAAAUGCCGCAUCAUUUGUGGCUCGCGAUGACUCGUAGCGGAGUGAAGACUUACACAAAAGCAAGGUAAAAAAUGAAUGUGAACAAGGUCAUGUGUUAUUGUUUAUCGUGGAUUGUUGUAGAGAAAAUAUCUGACGACCAAGGUCUUAAAUAUUCAAAAUGACGAGGUCUUACGAGAAGUUUAAUAGUCUGGAAAGUAUAUCGUCGCCGAAAGGAUGUCGCCGAACUCUGAUAAAUAUUCGGUAGAAUUUUAAUGCUAAAGAAACUAGAAAAUAAACAGGCAUUCGCUUUUCGCUUCAUGCAGUUGUAUUAACUGCCUAUUUUCAAUAACCACGUUUUUUUCUACUUGUAGCUGCGCUGCUUGGCAAGUGAUAACACGAUGUCAUUAAUUCAGGUAGUAACGCUCUAGGAAAACAGGUUAAAACCGGAAUUUCCUAACCCUAAUCUCAUAACAUUAGCUACAUUAGUCGUGUUAAAACGAAUCGAAAACAGAAUUCUUCGCAACACUGCGUAGCAAAUUACAGUGCCAGACCUGAAAUGGUUGAUGCAUUAUAGUCAAAAACAUAUAUAGUAUAGCGGGCUAAAAUAAACGUCACAUAAUUAUAUGUUAUCUAAUUGUCUUAAUGUGACAGCAUCGACAGAUCAAAUGACCGUAAUUACGUUCUGAAAUAUAUGCAGAGUCUUAGCUGUUACGUUCUGUUUUCUAAAUUUCGUCUAACAUCAAGGAUACUACAUUUCAUUGAGAUAUACUGAAAAUGAGUACAGUUCUUUCCAGUACAUGCUCGGUUUAGGCAAGUUUUCCACACGAGCAUUGCCUAACUUUUGGAAGUUUUAUACGAUGCGCAUUCACAACAUGAUGAAUGGGGGUUCAUGUUGUUGCAGCACAAACAUAAUUUUUUUUUUUCACUAUUUGUGCAUGUGGCAUACUCGAGUAAACAAGCUCAAACAAUGCGCGACUUCAAAAUUAUUUUUUCCGGAAGUGUUAUGGUAUAAACCGCCGUUGUCUAAUGCAAGCUCAUGAUUCGAACAAAUGCCAUGCAGUUGUUCAUCGGCUAAACAAAGUUAUUUCCAGUUGGGGCACUAUAAUGAAUAAAUGGCUUAAAAAGCGUAUCUACGCGCAGUAUAUUGUUGCAUCGUAGUAAGCCAAAGCUAUAUGCAUAUACAUCGUGUGACUUAUGUAUGUGACUCAAUGAUGUAGUUUUUAUAUGACGAAGUCUAUGAUAACUCGCCAGCCUAGCCUUGCGCAACGCGAGUGCGGAUGUAGUAUUGCGUCGAGCAGUUACGAAGCACAGUAUCGUUUUGCCUGUCGCGUGUUAGAAUAAAGCCCCAAAUACAUUGUCAACUAUCUUCCCACAUAUUUUCACUCACUUGGCAGAUUUGAUAUAUAUAUAUAUAUCGAUGAAAUUGAAUCUCAAUAAUUUUGGAUGCAAAGGGGAACUAGCUGGAACGUGUUGUUAUAUAUGUUUCGUAUUACCGUGGCUGGUUUGAAGUUUGUUAACCCCAGCUUAAUCCAGCGGAAAUACCAAUAGAUAACUGUCAAUAGUUCAUUAUGUUGUGCUGUAUUCUUUGAAAAGGUCUGGAGGUUACUGGCUGUCCUGGGUUUGUUUUGCGAGACUGCAUUAUAUGCUUUUGUUUCCGUUUUUCACUGCCGUAGUAGCGUACUAAGAUAGUCACAAUAGUAAAGUCAAUUCAAAAUGGUAGAAUUUAUACUACUCGUCAGUUGUUUAUUGUUCGAACUGUUUAUCGUAUUAGCAAUAGCGACAGAGUAGCGGGUAUCUGAGAACUAACGUCACGUGCUGUAGAUAUCCCUAAGGACGUAAAUUUAAUUAUGACAGAAUAUUUCAAAGUUUACUAAUAGUGUCGACUAAGAAAUUUCAGUGUGUCCUUAUCCUCCUGUCGACAUAUCAAUGUGUGGUAUAACGUCAACGUUUAUGUUCGCUCUCCAUUUGUUCUUCUCUGUUCAGAUUAACAGUUCUUAGCUGAAAUCAUUUUGUGCAUUAUACAGCAAUGUAUUAUAUGGCUUUUAGUUGUUCUGCAGACGUAGAGCUUUCAUCAACAACGUGCGAACGCAUUGAAUUAAUCGAGACCGAUACACGGAUGUUAUUGACCGAUGUGUAUCGAUAUAGCGUUCUGUGUUGGCUUGUAAUUUGGUGCUUAGGGCAAAAGCGGACAUAAUUCAAUGAAAUAGGACUCAGGCUCAAAUGCUAUAAUGUAAAAACGUGCAUAGUCUCGGGCAGUGUGUGCAGUGUCGAAAGAGAUGCGUGGAUACCUGGCGAUAUCGCUUGUAAGCUGGUGAUUUUUGUGUAACUACUCCGCAUGGAAGCCCUUUUUAAAAUUCUAUUUUUAAACUCUGUACACUCUUAUAAGAAUUCCUGUGAGCUUCUAAUAAAAAAAAAGGGUUCAUCCUAAAAGAAGUCUCCAUUCGAAGCCUAUUUCAGUGUUUUGAAUGUGUAUCUGUGAGAUAAACAGAAAAUUAAUGAAAUAAUGAUAGAAUGAAUUAAAGGAAGUUUGCAAUUUAUUAUUGCGCGGAGAGGAGGAUGCAAGCAAGAUGGGUCUCAUAUGUGCUCACGUGUUCACAAUCAGUCGUAUAAUAUAGAGUAUCAUCAACAGUAUGGAUCCUACACAAAUAGGUUAGCUACAAUUACUAUAAAUGUCGCACUGUAAAUAGUUGAAUAGCCGUGUUUAUAGCAAACAUGAUUUAAAUAUCAUUAUUUCAUCGAAUUAUUUCGACGACGUUGUUUAGGCGGUGGAACCCUUUGGUAUUUAAGGCCGUUGACAUUGUCCCAUGCUUCGCCCCGUGUGUGUAUCAUUUUUCGUGCAGUCUUCUCUAAUGCCGUUUUCAUGUACUAUGCCUGACCAUCAUUUGAUCCGUUGUCCCAUUCAUUAUAUAACAUUAGCUACUAUUAUUCUACCCACUCAGAUAUCAUUACGUCUCUAUUGGAACAAUUCGUUGUGUGAAUAUUCCAUGGCCGUAGCAGAUGCCCCCAUGUGGCCUGCUUUACUGUUUCUCCGCUACAGCCUUUGUUAUAACCUUCACUUAAGUUUCUAUUGCUACACAUAGACACACAUGAAUUGUACCCUUCAACCCGUGCUAUGACUAAUUUUUUAAUUGUCCUUGUAAGCCCCAACUCAGCCUCUAAAAAGCGGUUCUCUAUCGCAUCGGCUUGUACGUUGCAUCGCCCUUACUGGUGGACGGGAUGUAGGCAAAUAAGAGAAAGUGCGCGCGAACGUAUUACAAAUAAUUACUAAACUAGCGAUUCGGUUGCUAAGAUCGAGAGGGCAAUGAUGACAACUACGACAGAACAAUUUUCCGUCCACCAACGUAAAAUCUAAUAGAUCCUUACAGUAACAUUUUUUAGUCUGUGUUUUUUGCUUGUUGUGAUAUAUAAUUUGUUAAGCUACCUGUUAUCGUUAUUUAUGUUAUUUUUUAUUAUUUAUUUAUUUAUUUUAUUAUUAUUAUUAGUUAUUUAUGUGAGCGGAGUGACAGUCGUUUGCAUCUCAUUCGACUAUAUAGAAUAUGAUAGUUUUUGAUAGCGUAGUCUACUUAUUGGUCGGUUUUUUGUACGGUCAUCUAAUUUGCUAUUAAUGCCAUUACUCCGUCGUCUUUGGUAAAAAAAAAAACUUACCUUUUUGCUGUUAGAUUUUGCUCUAUUUGGUGAGAUAGAGAACCUCCCGACGCCAUCUCAAACUUUUAUUAGAAAUAAAAGACAAAUAACAUUAGCAAUCAGAUCGAUGUGUACUUAUGAUGGUGAUGAAAUUAUUGUCAUAGGUACCGUUAAUUAAAACCAUGUUCAGACUGGCAGGUGGUGUUUAUAUGUUGUUGAUUUUUACCGAAACGCUACGCAGCCAUAAUGCGUGAUACUGUUGGCGGCUGAAACCAUUUUAGCCAUAGCCGCGCCUGGACGGCAGCAGACCAAUAUAUGCUUAAACGACUGUACAGCAAUAAGAUGCAAUUUAAUUAACCGAAGUGUCCGUACCAUCAUGCCAGCCACUGUUUGGCUUGAGAAGGAUUCUUCAGCAGAACGAAAACAGUAUUUAUCUGAUGAUUCUAUUGACGAAAUUUCUAACGGCGUUUCUUACUCGUUGCUUGUUAGAGAAUGUAACAUGGUUUUUUUUCUUUGAGCUAGAAUCUAUAUGCCAUGCAAUGUGAGUCCAGAUGGACCGAAAUACAAAUACAUUCUUUUCUGCGUGCUUUUUCCUUUUGUUUUUAUCAAAUGCUAAUAGAACUACUAGUGUAUGCUAUUAGUUUUAUUCCAUAUUGUUGUAUGUAGAGAUGAUCCUUUGUAUAAUAUUUAAUUAAUAAAAGGCAGUUACGAGGAACACUCUUCACGUACUCUUUCAAUAAACCCAACCUUGAAUUUCGAUAAAGCAACUUCACGGUACGGCGUUCAACAAAAAGGAUUCUUUGAGCCUUCGAUACAACGUUUUAGUUUUAAAUCAAUGCUAGUGUACUAUAGUAUAGCAGUUAAUCGCACUCUACUAAUUUCUCCCUUUGCGAGAUCCGCCCAUUAAAAGCCGCAUCGCUCCGGCGAAUCUCUUAUUAUCUCAAUCCAAGCUUUGUUCUAUUAUCAUAUCAUUUAUAAGAAUCCAGUCACUGUUUUUUGUGUUAUUGUACCGUCCGUAUCAUUGACAUGCCUGUUUCUAUGACACGAUUCGUGUCGCAUGCAUCUUCUACCACAAGCUGUACUGGUUUGCCGCCAUAACCACUAGAGGGAAAUCGUGUUACCGGAGUUUGUCGCUCACGUUAGCGUGCCUGUCAUACAGUUGCGAUUAUGAUGUGCUUGUGCCUUAUGAUUUCAAUUGUAGUCACAACUUGUGGCAUAAUUGUUGGAUGUAGCCUGAUUCUUACCAACACAUUCGACAUUACAAGUAGUUGCAACAGCGGAUGUGAUUGUGAUGAUGAACCUAGUAGGGACGACCAAAACUGUGUGCGAGGACGUAGGAAACGAAGAAGUGAUGCGAAGCCUGGCGGCACGGGGGAUUUCUUUGGGCGAUUUGAGGAGAAAAAGAAUCGUCAAAAGGAGCAGCAACGAGGCAGCAAAACCCUUAAAAAUUUCAUCAAACGUGCCAACACCCUCAAAGAAAACACAAGUUUUUCACUAGGAAGUUCCUGGAAUGGGCCAAUUUUGCGUGAUAAAAAAGCAUCGGACGGCCUGUUGGCUCUACGCGAAGUUCUUCAUGGAAGGCUAGCUCUCCGUCAGGAAAUAUGCGUGGAAAUAAUUAAAUUGCUUAAUGGGGCUUUCGAAAGAAUGGAGACAUUGUUUAAGAAAAAUGAGUCAAUGUCUACCGUCUCGGAUAUGAUCCAGGAUGUCUAUCAACUCAUUUAUGAUCGAGCGGCAGAAGAAGUUGAAGCUUCAACCGCUCAGGAAGCGGUCGAACUUUGUGAAGACUUCUUUAUCUCCCACACAUACGAUAUUUUAUUUAGCGUUUUGUCAUCAGAAGAAGAGCGUCGUGAUCUCAAGGUCCUUCAACGCAUCCGGUCUUUGCAUUGGGUACGGGCAAAUCAUCUAGAACUGGAUGUCGACGAUAUUCAUCCCACCGUUAAGGAGUUCAUGGACGAAGCCAUGAAACAGCUUAUAUUCAUUGAUUCGAAGAGGUCUCCUAAGGAGAAAUUGGCCUGUGUGGUUGAUGCAGCAAAGAAUAUUUUCAAGAUGCUUCAAGCCGCUCCAAAAGGUCCAAGCCAUGCGGGUGCAGACGAUUUUCUUCCAGCGAUGAUUUACGUGGUUCUGCGGGCAAAUCCUCCGAGAUUACACACCAAUAUUAAGCUGGUCACACUAUUUAGCGCCCAAAGCCGUCUUCGUAGUGGCGAAAGCGGCUAUAUGUUCACGAAUCUCUGUGGAGCGGUAAAUUUCAUUGAGACUCUUACAGCCGACAAACUGCAGAUGCCACAAAAAGAAUUCGAAGCCUACAUUCAGGGAAAGGCGAUGCCAAUGGAGGAUUCAAUGACCGCAGGUGCGCGUUUAAUGUAUCAUAAUAUGGCCGCGCUCAAGGAGCUACACCUGCGGCAGGAUCGGCUAGCAGACGCAUCAGAACAGCUCAAGAUGACCCUAGAUUCACUACAGAAAGAUAUUGCUGAGCAGGUACAACGCGCUCUUGCUGAAUCGGAGGACGCUACGAAACCUCACGAAUAUCGGGUCUCCAAAAGCAUACCAACUCGUUGUUUGCCGACGUUCAUGCGUGAUAAGGUGCUGCUCAUAGAACCGCCUGCAUCGCCACCGCAGCCAGCUGAUCUUCCCCCUCCGUUGCAGCCGGAACUUUUACAUCAGAUCAGUAACGCAGAAGAUAAUAUUAUCGAUAGUAACGAAAAUGCCGCCGACAAUCAUAGCAAUGUCGAUAAUAUCAAUAACAACAGCCAUAGUACUAGUAGCCGUCUAGCGAAUACUGCGACGUCGACGAGUACCGAUGAAGAGUUGGUUACCGCCGGCGAUCAAACAAUAGCUGCCACACCGGAUUCUGAUCUGUCUGCUGAUGAGGUUCUUCAGGUAGAACUAACUUGUAGCAACGGUGAAUCUCCUGAGGGGCAAGACGUACCACAAAGGGAAAGCGCUUCUGAUCCAGCUGAAAGUGAACCAGCAUAAUAGGGCACAGGCUUCACAUUCUAAUAGAAGAGAGAUAAGAAUAAAUACACCACAGCGAACUCUACUCAGGACGAGGGUUCCUUUGGGAAGCACUCCUUGCAAAAGUUUAAAUGUUGAACAGACAGUAGUUAUGGGAUUAUUAUUUAACCCUGCAAUUGACAGUGAGCUUUUGUGCGAAUUGUUGCAAAAAAAUACUUGCGAUUACUUGUAAUUAAUUCCAUUUAGGCUUUACAAAAAACCAUCUUUUAACUUGCAAAAAUGUGUUCAGUGAAAUUGCGGAUGUUCGAAUGUAUGAACAUUUUAUUUUUGGAGACGUUUUGCGUUUGUCGCUUGGACACAUGAAAUAGAAUAACUUUCAAAGCUUUAUCGUUACUAGUGACAGAAAAUCUCAGAGAGAGAGAGA
Messenger RNA from Varroa destructor (honeybee mite), 7347 nucleotides. Its product is annotated as rab5 GDP/GTP exchange factor-like. The record is from RefSeq and is a predicted model, not a curated record. Gene Ontology annotation, biological process: vesicle-mediated transport. Lineage: Eukaryota; Metazoa; Arthropoda; Arachnida; Mesostigmata; Varroidae. Gene Ontology annotation, molecular function: zinc ion binding; small GTPase binding; DNA binding. Gene Ontology annotation, cellular component: endocytic vesicle; cytosol.